This is a messenger RNA of Cynoglossus semilaevis (tongue sole), 777 nucleotides long. RefSeq names its product family with sequence similarity 237 member A (gene fam237a). The record is from RefSeq and is a predicted model, not a curated record. The transcript has 2 exons. NCBI's taxonomy places the organism in Eukaryota, Metazoa, Chordata, Actinopteri, Pleuronectiformes, Cynoglossidae. Bases 119 to 601 code for a protein of 160 amino acids.
UUUAUCGUCAAGGAGCAAUGCAAAAAAAAAAAAAAAAAAAUCACAUUAUAGUUAAACAAUUAAACUUGUUUGCUUCAUUUUUCCUGUUCUGGAAAACGUGACUUUUUGUCCUACUCAGAUGCUCCUCGUGUCCUUGAACGCACCUGUGACCACAGUCUUUGUGCUGAGCUGCAUGUGGGUCGUGUCGCUCCAGGGCCAUAAGCCAGGUCAGGCUCAGGUGGAUCCAUUGACGGCCUAUAGGGCCAACCCACAGUGCUGGGACUCUUCUUCGGUGGUGCUCCUGGAGAUGCGUUCCCCCAGGAUCGCAGACACAGUACAGGCUUUCUGGGACCUGAUGGUGUUCCUCAGAGCGUCAGACAACAGAAAACACACGGCUCUGUUCUGGGACCUGGCCCGGGUUUUCUGGGACAUAUAUGCUGACUGUGUUGUGUCCAGGAGUCACGGACUAGGGCGGAGACACGUCACCGCCGUGCAUUCGCUCAUUACCGACAAAUCCUUCAGGUUCAACAGCUCAGGUAUCAGCUCCAGGUCGUGGUUCAGUGUCAGAGUGAGACACAAAGGACACAUCAAGACCCUGAAGACCAGGCCCAAAUACCACUAAUACUCUCACCAUUAUAUGUGGUCUUCAACACCACUUUUCUGGUACAUCUCUAUGUUUGAUCCUGGUUGGAAAUGUUUUUAUGACAUUGUUAUUGUGUUACUGCCAUAUUUAUUCUUCUUGAAGAACCAAAGCUUUGAUUUACACACACAUGGUUUUAAUUUUCUGAAGACGAAUUA